AUGGUGGAGGGUGAUGCAGGCAUUGAGGGUGAUGAUUCAGGCAUUGGAGGCAGUGAUGCAGGUGUGGUGGACUGUGAUGCAGAACCUGGGGCCAACGUAGGUGUGGACGAGCCUCUGAACGUUAUUGAUCCCAGUUUGAUGGAUCUAAAUGGUCCAAGUGAAGAUGCAUUAGAAUGGGAUGAAACUGAUAUAAGUAAUAAGCUGAUCAGUAUUCACGAAGACUUACAUGAUCCUGAUCAGGAACUCAAGAAGGAUGAUCUAAGCCAGAAAUCUACUUCAGGAGAAGGUGCUGAUAACAAUGUGAAUGAAGACAAAAGUUCCAGUGAUUGUGGAAGUCCUCUCUAUUGUCCCAGCAUUACUUCCCCUCCAAAUCCUCACAUCUACCAUGUCUACAGUCUCCAUCAUAUUGAAUUAUCAGAAAAAAGCCACAUGCCUUUUUUGAAAAAAACAUCCAAACUCUCCAAUGUAACCCAGUCUAACAUUUUAAACAAAAGUCUUAGUAAAGACUCAUCAUUUUCAUCUACCAAAUCCCUGCCAGAUCUAAUAGGGGGGACCACAUUGGCAAAACCAUGUAACUGUAUGUAUCAGAGUGGAAACAUAAGCAGGCGUUCUGAGAGUGAGAGUGGGAUAGUGAGUGAAUGCGAUAUGGAAACUACAAAUAAUUCAGAAUUCUUUUUGCUAAAUGAAGUUGAGAGCAUUCAGAGUAAUCCUGAAAUUGAGCAUGCAGAAACUCAAGUGGAUGAUAUAGUCAAUGUAAUAAAACAAAAAAUUAAGCAAGAUGAAGAAGACCAUGCUAGUCUCUCAGAUGAUUUCCAGUUGGCACCUUCUGCAUGUUGUGGAAGUGAAAAUGAUGAGGAUUUGGACAGCAUUACCAUGUGUAACCCUGUUUAUCUAGAUGAAUUGCAAGAAAAACAUGAUGUGUUUACUUUUUAUGAUUAUUCUUAUCUUCAAGGCUCCAAAUUCAAAUUACCAGUGAUAAUGAAACAGUCGCAAAUUGAAAAAGCACAUACAGAGGGCAGUCUGUUUCAUGACUUUUGUUUUGAUAAAAUACCUGGUAAAUCUGAACAUAAGCCUGGAGAGACACAACCAGAUGGGUUUAUUCAUGACCAUACUCUUGCAAGUAUCCCUGGAGAAUCAGAUUUCAAUUCCUGUAAAUCUGCAGAAACUGUAAGAAAAUUAACUGUUACAGAAAAUACAAGACAGGUUCCAACUUUAUCUCAUAGUUCUUCAUUAGAAUCCCUGUCUGUAGUAGGUGAUUUGUUCAGCUCAGGUACUUUUAAAAGUGCAGAUGGUCUUCAGCGAAGCACCUCUUUGGAGAGCUGGCUGACUUCCCACAAAAGCAAUGAAGAUCUUUUUAGUCACCAUGGAUCAGGAGACAUAAGUGCAAGCAGUGAUUCUGUUGGAGAGCUCAGCAAAAGGACAUUAGAUCUUUUGAAUCGCUUAGAGAAUAUCCAGAGUCCUUUAGAUCAAAAGAUAAAGCGCAGCAUGUCUGAUAUAACACUCCAAAGUAACUCUCAAAAAAUGUCUUUUAUGGGACAGCUGUCUCUAGAUAUUGCAUCCUCAGUCAACGAAGACUCAGCAGCUUCUCUUACUGAACUCAGCAGCAGUGAAGAUCUUUCCCUCUGCUCUGAAGACAAUGUACUGCACAGAAAUAAAAUACCAGAUUCAAAUGCAUCAUUUAGAAAACAUCUUAAUAGAUCAGUAGCUGAUGAGAGUGAUGUCAAUGUCAGCAUGAUUGUUAAUGUCUCCUGCACUUCUGCUUGUACUGAUGAUGAAGAUGACAGUGAUUUGCUUUCAAGUUCCACCCUUACCUUAACUGAGGAAGAGCUAGGUAUCAAAGAUGAAGAUGAUGACUCCAGUAUAGCAACUGAUGAAGAUAUUUAUGAAGAAUGCAAUUUAAUUUCAGGACUUGAUUAUAUAAAAAAUGAACUCCAAACUUGGAUUAGACCGAAAUUUUCUUUGACAAGGGAGAAGAGAAAAAGUAACCUCAGUGAUGAAAUUCAGCGCAGUAAAGAAGUUAGCAAUGACACAUCGAAAGCCACAGAUACAUUGAGCAUUGAAACACUUUUGAAUGGUUCAGUAGAGAAAACAUCAGAAAAUAAUGGCAAUAGUAAGAAUGUAUCAUGUGAUCGUGAAAAAGGGACAAAGAGUCAUCUGAUGAAAGAUAUCUCUCAGGUUGUGAAGGAUCAGCUUGUGGAUGAUAUGGAGAAUGGCAAUGUUGAAAACACUCUUGGCAGUCAAAAGGAAGGUCUUGUUAGAACAUCAGCAAGUCCCAAAACUCUUGCAUCACUUGAUGUUAAAGAAGCUGAAAAUGAAUGUUGUGUCUGUGAAGCAUUUGCAGACACUUCAGACAAUUCACAUAUGAGUGUCAAGGAGACUGUUCUGUCAUCAGAUGGAUACAGAAACCCUCCAAAAGAAUGUCAAAGUCAUCUUCAGCCUGAUUGUCACUCUGUUACUUCCUCUCCUGCUAAAAAGCCUUGUCUAGAAUUUUCCUCAGAAAUUAAAUGUGUAGACAUACAAGAUACAACUUUACAAUCAACCUUACCUAAUGAUCAACAAUAUAGAAUAAUCAUUACUGAAAAAUCUACUGAUUGCUGUACAGCCUUGAAAUCCAGUGAAGUGGAAUGCAACAACUCAGCCAAUGGUUCUGAUUUGUAUUGUCACUGUGAAUCUGCUGCUUUAAAUAAAAGAAAUGUGGAAGAUGGCUCAGUACACAAUUUUGUGAGGGAGAUAAUAGACAUGGCAUCAACAGCUUUGAAAAGUAAAUCACAACCUGAAUGUGAGUCAUCUGGUCCAGCUUCAUUAGCACAGAUCAAGGAAAAAGUGUUAGAGCAUUCUCACAGACCCAUUCAGCUAAGAAAAGGGGACUUCUAUUCCUAUCUUUCACUUUCGUCUCAUGAUAGUGACUGUGGAGAAUUAAUCAAAUACAUAGAGGAAAAGAGCAGCACUCCUGUGCAACUGGACUUCACAGAUGAGAGAGAAAAUACUGAAUACUUUUUUGAAGCCUGUCCUGAGGAAGAAUUUUCCAAUGGUACUCCUGAAGCAGGAGUUGAGCAGCAUCAACUUAUUGCUAGCCCUAUUCUUGCAACAUCUCCAGAGUCAUUAUGUGAAGUGACUCUAGAAUUAUUUGAAGAAGUUAAAACUUCAUCUGAAGGUAGGGAUUUAUCUUUCUUAUGUGAUGAUGACAAUGAUACAAACAUCCCAAAUCUUAACAAACCAAACGCAUCAAACAAUUUGAAAAAUGGUGAUGAUGACUUGCUGAUUUCAGAUGGACAAACUGAAGGUGUGGAAAAGAAUUCUCCAGAGCUUAGCACUAGAAAGAGUAGUACAGAAAAAUCAAGUGGAACUGAAGAGCCCAAAGGAUGUGUUGCUGUUUCUGAAGAGGCUUCAGCUAUAGAGUUUCAGUUAAAGCCUGACCAUUCAGUGAAAAAGGAUGUUUUUCAACAGAACAGCAAAACUCUUACUUGUGAAGAAAAUCUCCUGAAUCUUCAUAAGGAAAGACAUAUAAAUAUGCACAGAUAGAAUGUAACUCUCUCCAGGCACUUACAUUAUCCUAAGAACAGACACUUGGCUGCAAUUCAGGUGCAGGUUCAUCCUGUAAACCCUGGGAUGACCUCCAAUUCCAUUGUAUCACUGCCUUUCAUUACACUGACUCCCAAGAUAAAUUUUCUUUCCAAAUGUGAUUUGUUCAUGUUGGCUCUGUGGUCAGGCUGCAUAUGCUAGUCCUAUUUCAGUGAUCAUUUUGUAUUGUAGUAAGGCCAUUUGCUUUCUUAUGGAUUCCUCUCCCAAGCUACCUCUAAUGAACUCCCUUUCCUAAACUGGAUGCUCCUGUAAUACUUAUCACUGGUUCUGUUCUUUAAGUUUUGAAGUUCCACAGAAUUCAUGAUCAGCCUGGUUCAUCUUUUCAGAACAGUGCCUGUUAGUACUCUUUUGUUUUAUGUAUUAAAUUUAAUAAUUAUGUGUAUAAUGCAUAAGUUUAUUGAAACUAUUUUACUUUUAAAGCAACAAUUUUAUUGGAUUGCAGGAAAAAGCAAUUAGCCCUCCUGAUUCAGUACAUCUAAAAUUAAGCAAUUAAAAUAAAU
This is a messenger RNA of Eurypyga helias (sunbittern), 4082 nucleotides long. Its product is annotated as A-kinase anchor protein 6-like. Gene Ontology annotation, cellular component: perinuclear region of cytoplasm; sarcoplasmic reticulum. The record is from RefSeq and is a predicted model, not a curated record. NCBI's taxonomy places the organism in Eukaryota, Metazoa, Chordata, Aves, Eurypygiformes, Eurypygidae. Gene Ontology annotation, molecular function: transmembrane transporter binding; protein kinase A binding.